Molecule: messenger RNA, 3086 nt
Organism: Paralichthys olivaceus (Japanese flounder)
Lineage: Eukaryota; Metazoa; Chordata; Actinopteri; Pleuronectiformes; Paralichthyidae
Gene: hic2
Product: hypermethylated in cancer 2
Biological process (GO): regulation of transcription by RNA polymerase II
Cellular component (GO): nucleus
Molecular function (GO): protein binding; DNA-binding transcription factor activity, RNA polymerase II-specific
Source: RefSeq, a predicted model, not a curated record
GCCCUUCAUUCAGCUGCAUUGUCGCUGCUGGGAGGAAACAGGCCUGGACACACAUAACAUAUCCCCCUCCUCUUCUCCUUCUUUCUCCCCCUGCCAUCUUGCAGGUAAACUUGCCAGGGGUCCUGGGCUGAGAAAGUGGCCAAACCCUCCCACAGUGGGAUGUUUUCUCUGCUGCACUCUGGGCUGGUUCCUAUUCAAAUGUGGGUCAGGGGUGAGGAAGCCUAACGUCAUAAGCUUGCAACAUGGCGUCCCGAAGGCAGUGAGAUGAGCAAGAGGAUGGUAAAGAACGCUUGAGAACGAUCCCACCGAUGUAAGAAGCUUCAGGUGGUGCUCGUGUAGGAAGAGAGAGAGAGAGAGAGAGAAGGAAAGAAGGAAAGAAGGAAGGAAGGAAGAAAGGUGGAAAUGGAACUGCCAAAUCAUGCCAAACACCUGCUGCUGCAACUCAACCAGCAGAGAGCCAAGGGCUUCCUGUGUGAUGUCAUCAUCGUUGUGGAGAAUGCACUUUUCCGUGCCCACAAGAACAUCCUGGCAGCAAGCAGCAUUUAUUUCAAAUCUUUGGUCCUCCACGAUAACCUCAUUAACCUGGAUACAGAGAUGGUUAAUCCCUCUGUAUUUAGACAAGUGCUGGACUUCAUCUACACUGGGAAGCUCCUGUCCUCAUCGGAUCAGAGCAGUGAGCAGAACUUCAGUGCCCUCUUAACUGCAGCCAGCUACCUCCAGCUCCAUGACCUUGCUGCUCUGUGCAGAAAGAAGCUGAAGCGCAGUGGUGGGAAACCUCUGCCAGGUAAACCCUCCACCCCAGGUCCCCAUAGCCGCUUACGCCUCAACAACCAGAGACUUUCCUCUUCUACCCCUGCCGGCCCCAAGAACCACUAUCCUCCAACUCCCUCUGAUGCCGACCAGCAGCAGCCAGAUGAAGGCCUUCGGGACAAACUGUCAGAUGACGAGAUGUUUGUUGGCAGUUCUGGGAAGAACGGUAAUGGGGGAAAUGGCAGUAAUGGUAACCUCAGCAGUGGAGGUAGUGCUGGGGAACCCGACCUUGGACUAGAUCUGUCCAAGAAGAGCCCUCCCUCUGCGGGAACAGGCACCGAUGCCCUCAGCCCAAACAGCAACUCCCAAGAAUCCCCUCAAUCUGCCUCAGUAUCCACAACCAACAGUGCCUCACUGGAUGACUCCUCAGCCACCCUACCAGGUGUAGACACAUGUGGCUCAGAAACCAUGGAGCUCAACCCUUCCUCAAAAACCUCAGAGGAAACCCAAAACCAGCCAGACGGGCCCCCACCCCAGAAGAAAUCCAGACAGGGUGCUCGCAAGAACGAAUGGCCUAAGAAAGAGGCGUCAGGGUUGAAGUCCGAAAAUUUCGACAAGCCCCUGGUUAAUGGAGUGAUUGUGGGUCCUAAAGAUGGCCGCUCCUCUGGGGUGGGAGGGGGCAGUGGUAGCAGCUUUGCCUCGGACCAGUCGUUCCAGUGUAAAGAUGAGGAAGAGGGAGGAGAAAACGGCCAGGACCACAGCGAUGAAAGCGGUCAAAGUGAUGGAGAGAGUGCCGGAGGUGGAGGAGGAACAGGAGGGGGAACUCAGAGCGCCAACUACGUGUACAGGCAGGAAGGGUUCGAGCCCGCAUUUGGGGACAACCUCUACGUGUGCAUUCCCUGUGGUAAGGGCUUCCCCAGUUCUGAGCAGCUCAACGCUCACGUGGAGACUCACACUGAGGAUGAGCUCUACAUCAAAGAAGAGGGGGGGACCUUCAUGAAAGAGGAAGACGAGGAGGAGGCGGAGGACCUCUCGGCCCCUGUAGGUCCCUCCAACUUUGGCUCUGAAACACGUCCAUUCAAGUGCACAGUCUGCAGUAAGAGCUACAAAGACCCAGCAACACUGAGACAACACGAAAAGAGCCACUGGCUGACCAGGCCCUUCCCCUGCAACAUCUGUGGCAAAAUGUUCACCCAGAGGGGCACCAUGACGCGCCACAUGCGCAGCCACCUUGGCCUCAAGCCCUUUGCAUGUGAAGAGUGUGGCAUGAGGUUCACACGCCAGUACCGUCUGACAGAGCACAUGCGGGUCCACUCUGGGGAGAAGCCGUACGAAUGCCAGCUAUGCGGGGGGAAGUUUACCCAGCAGCGCAACCUCAUCAGUCACCUGAGAAUGCACACCUCACCCUCUUAGAAAUGCAUCAUGCCAAAGAACUCUGGGAAUCGAAAACAUUUCUCUACCUUUUUUUCCAUCUCAAAAGCAAAGAAACGCACACAAACGCAUUGACACGCAGACUCACAUAGUUCUACAUAUGAAUUCCAGUUUACGACACCUUGGCUAAGUGAAUGAUGUUGCUGUUAGCCACAGUGGGCUCUUGGUGAUGGUGGGAUCUCGUUGACGCAGGGAUCGUGUCGUCGUUUAUAUCAUUCACUCACCUCUCAGGAGUUCUAGAUGAACAAUGUACUCCUGUCACUCUCCAAAGUCACGAAGCCAUGGUGGAGUGGCAAGACUUCUGGUCUGCGUUGCAAGUCUCUCAAAUGUGAAUGUGGGAACUAAUAUAAUGUCAAACCCCCUCACCUCAUACCCCUCUGCAACCUUCCUCUCUACCUUUGAGCAUUGAGUCUUUGAGUUUUUCAGAUUGUUCCUCAGACAGAUUAACUCGAGAGUCCCCUCUGCACUUCAGUGCUGUUUUGACCAAAAACCCGUGCAAACAAAACUGGCAAUAAUUCAGCUAAAAGAUUAUUUUUACCCUGACAGCUUUAUGUCCUUCGUUACGUUGGUGACGGGGGAUCUGUAUGUAAGAGGAGGGAUAACUGGGUUUGGGACCAUCUGCAUGCUUUAACUGAAAGUCCUGAAAGAAAGUUCAUGGUGGGAUAACAUUGGAUUAAGUUUUAGUUUUUACAGAAAACAGAUUCUCAAAGUCCUUCUCUACAGCUGUGCACAGUAAUAUAGAGAGGAUUGUUUUCAGCUUUGCCUGCUAGUGCUUCCAGGAUUAAUCCUGGUUGGAAAGAUGAACCCUUUGAGGUACUUGUUUUACUUAAAGAACUUGUAAUGUUUCAGUGAAUGUUUAAACUGGAAGGUCUUGGGAUUUUUCUUGUGGAGGGGAGGGAUUUGGG